UGUUAGCUCAGUCUGUAAGCUCAUGUUAGCUCAUGUUAGCUCAGUUUGUUAAACUGUCUGGUGUACCAUCAACUUCCUGUGUGCUCGAGGUCGGACCCGCCCGGCUGAACUGAACAUGACUCAGCCAACAAACACCCCCACCCAUCCUGCUGAACAAUAAUUUGACCCCACUACAGUACAAAGUACAGAGAGGGUGGAGAAAACAAACACGCCUCAGAGGGGAUUUCUGCUGGUUUAAAGGAACACUCCACCCAAAAUCAGCACAAGGCCAACUUCAGCCUACACACUGAAGUAAUCACCACGUGUGGACUGAAGUAUGUUCAGAACAAAGACACUGACCUCAGGUCAGAACGGGUCUGAUCAGGAAGGAAAACGUAAACAUGAAGGUGUUUAUAUAAAGAUAAACAUUUUUUCGUUGUGACGGUUGAUUGUUUGUUGUGACGGUCAAUCGUUCGUUGUGACGGUUGAUUGUUUGUUGUGACAGUCGAUCGUUCGUUGUGACGGUUGAUUGUUUGUUGUGACGGUUGAUCGUUUGUUGUAACGGUUGAUCGUUCGUUGUAACGGUUGAUCGCUCGUUGUGACGGUCGAUCGUUUGAUCGCUUGUUGUGACGGUUGAUUGUUUGUUGUGAAGGCCGAUCGUUGGUUGUGACGGUUGAUCGCUCGUUGUGACGGUCAAUCGUUUGAUCGCUCGUUGUCACGGUUGAUCGUUUGUUGUGACGGUCGAUCGUUCGUUGUGACGGUUGAUUGUUUGUUGUGACGGUUGAUCGUUCGUUGUAACGGUUGAUCGCUCGUUGUGACGGUCGAUCGUUUGAUCGCUCGUUGUGACGGUCGAUCGUUUGUUGUGAUGGUCGAUCGUUUGAUCGCUCGUUGUGACGGUUGAUUGUUUGUUGUGACGGUUGAUCGUUCGUUGUGACAGUUGAUUGCUCGUUGUGACGGCCGAUCGUUUGAUCGCUCGUUGUGACGGUUGAUUGUUGGUUGUGACGGUUGAUUGUUGGUUGUGACGGUUGAUUGCUCGUUGUGACGGUUGAUUGCUCGUUGUGACGGUCGAUCGUUUGAUCGCUCGUUGUGACGGUCGAUCGUUCGUUGUGACGGUUGAUCGCUCGUUGUGACGGUUGAUUGUUUGUUGUGAAGGUUGAUCGCUCGUUGUGACGGUUGAUCGUUUGUUGUGACGGUCGAUUGUACUCCAACGCCAUCCGGAGCAAAUUUUCAGAACUGCUAAAUGCUAAACGCUGACGUAUGAUGCUAAUGAUGCUCGUCCUUAACGAGGUUGUCUUCGUGAAAGCUCUCUGACAGUUUUUAUCUUCUCAAGAGUUUUUACUUUCAAACUUUGAAGCAGACGUUGGACAGGAAACAGUUUUACCUCGACUUCCUGCAGAGCUGAGAGGAGAAAGCGAGCAGGCGUCAGACAGGAAGUGUCUCCUCUUUAAAGAGCGGAUCCAUUAACGGGCAGGAAAUCACUCUGAUUGGACAACGGAUGCCCUUAGCCCCUCCCGUUUCCUAAAGUAGAAGAAAGGAGGAAGUGACACGGACAAAAUAAAAAUGGAGGAAACGGAGCGGCGAGCUGUGGACUGUGACAUCAUUUCCUGAUCCAGAAUAAAUGUCCAGAACUCAGAGAAGGGCGGACCACUGAACACACGACUGUAUCAUUUAUUCAGUGUCAGAUGACAUCAGUCAGGACGGUCACCCCGACACGAUGGAGUGUGGACUCGAGGUGGCCGGGACCGUCUUCCUGUUGGACCUGGAGAAGAACCACGACCUGCUACCCAAACCACCAAACGUCUUCUACUACCUGUCCAAUGGCACCAGAGUGUCUGUGAGCUCCGACCCUGUGACUCACUGUUAUUACCACGGCAGCGUCCGAGGAUUCCCCCAAUCCAGAGCGGCUCUGAGCACCUGCUCCGGACUCCGCGGCAUCAUCGUCAUCAACUCCACCCUGAGCUUUGAGCUGCAGCCUCAGGAGGACCACCACCAGGGGGAGGAGGAGGUGGGAGGAGGGGGGAGCAGAGGAGAAGGAAGUGGAGGGAGUGGAGGAGGAGGUGAAGCAGAGGGAGGAGUUCACCUGCUGUUCUCCACCAGCCCUCUGGAGGGCGGCGGUGCUGGAGGCUGUGGGGUUUCCCACACCGCCGUGCCGCCCAUCCACAGCGCCACACACACACACAGGAGGAGGCGGGACAUCCUGUCUGAGACCAAAUACAUCGAGCUGGUGCUGGUGGCCGAUCAUCAGGAGUUUCUGAACUAUCAGAAGAGCAACAAGACCAUCGUGUACCGCAUGAUGGACGUGGCCAACCAGGUGGACUGGUUCUACCGUCCUCUGAACGUCCGGGUCGCGCUGACCGGUCUGGAGAUCUGGAGCGACCGAGAUAAGAUCCUGGUGGAGAAGAAUCCCACCGACACCCUCAACAACUUCCUGGAGUGGAGGACCAGAGAGCUGCUGCCACGCCUUCGCCAUGACAACGCCCAGCUCGUCAUGGGGGGCUCGUUUGACGGCACCACGGUGGGGAUGGCGUCUCAGUCGUCCAUGUGCUCCAGAGACCGGUCAGGAGGCGUCAACGUGGAUCACCUGGUCAGCGUGCUGGGCGUGGCCUCCACAGUUGCUCAUGAGCUCGGUCAUAACCUCGGGAUGAGUCAUGACACUGCGGAACGUCACUGCUCCUGUCAGAACGAACCUCGGCUCGGUGGAUGCAUCAUGGAGCCGUCGACCGGCUUCAUGCCUGGUCAGCAGUUCAGCAGCUGCAGCGCUGCAGAUCUGUCGGUCAGCCUGCUGCACGGUGGAGGGAUGUGUCUGUUUAACGUGCCGCAGCCGGACCGCCUGCUGGGAGGACCGCGCUGUGGAAACCUGUACGUGGAGAAGGGGGAGCAGUGUGACUGCGGCCUGCUGGAGGAGUGUGAGGACCCGUGCUGUAACGCCUCCACCUGUCAGCUGGUUCCUGGAGCUCAGUGCUCGUCUGACGGCAUCUGCUGCCACGACUGCAAGUUUCGGGUGGCGGGGUCAGCGUGUCGCGAGCCGCUUGGUGAGUGUGACCUCCCCGAGUUCUGCACAGGCUCCUCCCCUUACUGCCCGCCCAACGUCUUCCUGCAGAACGGAGAACCCUGCGAGGACGAUGCCUCCUUCUGCUACGGAGGAGUCUGUGCCAGCAUGCACACCCAGUGCCAGACACUGUGGGGACCCAAUUCCACCAGCGGUCCAGCCGUCUGUUUCUCUUCCGUCAACAAACAAGGAAACAAGUUUGGAAACUGUGGUCAGCUGACCAAUGGAUCCUACAUCCCCUGUGGAAACUCUGACGUUCACUGUGGGAGGAUCCAGUGUCAGGGGGGGAGGGAGCGCCCCCUGCUGGGCACCAAUGCAGAGAUCCUGACCACCAAGGUCCACUUCAACCACAGCGACCUGGUCUGCAGAGGAACCUUCUUCCACCUGGGAGAUGACGUGUCCGACCCCGCCACUGUGGCCCAGGGCACCGCCUGCGGCCCCGGGAAGGCCUGUUUGAACCAGAAGUGUCAGGACGUGUCCGUGUUCGGGGUGGACGAAUGCCGCAGGAAGUGUAACGGCCACGGGGUGUGUAACAGUAACAAGAACUGUCACUGUGAGGUGGGCUGGGCUCCUCCUGACUGCAGGUACUCGGGUCACGGAGGCAGCGUGGACAGCGGACCGGCCCGAGCUGCUCGAGAGUCCGACCCGGUCCGAGUGGCUCUGCUCGUCACCUUCCUCUUCAUCCUGCCCCUCGUCCUCCUCUUCCUCGCUCUGCGCUUUCCUCGUUUCCGUCAGACGCUCUUCUGUCUGGGACCAAACAGCCCGUUUCACAAAGCCCGGCAACACAACCGCACGCCGGUGAUGGAGCGAGUCGACGGCAGGAACGGAGAGCAGGUCCGACCUCUGAGAUACCACCUGAACCCACCCACCGACAUCCCACUGACCCCGCCCCACAAAGAGGUUCAUGACAGACCUGCUCCUCCCACUAAGCCACUCCCCCCUGACCCCACCCUAAACCCCCCGCCGCAGCUGCUGGUGAGUCGACCAGCUCCGCCCACCAAGCCACUCCCCCCUGACCCCGUCUCACCUGGACAGGUCCCGGCUCCAUCCAGGCCCGUCGUUCCCAUCAAGCCCCGGGUCCUGGCCCCGCCGGCCCCCCCUCCCUUCCCCCCUCACCACGCCUACGCCGCCAACAGCAAACCGCCACAGCACGGCGCCGUCACACCUGCAGGCGGACCGCACAGGCGACCUCCGGCUCCGCCCAGCCGACCCACAAUCCCUCAGAAAGUCGCCUCGUCGCCGCUGUGACCUCACUGUGGACGAUGAUGCGUU
This is a messenger RNA of Larimichthys crocea (large yellow croaker), 4300 nucleotides long. RefSeq names its product ADAM metallopeptidase domain 15 (gene adam15). Bases 1694 to 4276 code for a protein of 860 amino acids. Gene Ontology annotation, molecular function: metalloendopeptidase activity; integrin binding. Gene Ontology annotation, biological process: innate immune response; proteolysis; integrin-mediated signaling pathway. The record is from RefSeq and is a predicted model, not a curated record. Lineage: Eukaryota; Metazoa; Chordata; Actinopteri; Sciaenidae. The transcript is spliced from 23 exons.